AUGUGGUGCUGUGGGAGGGGUCUUUUCGGUGCCGGUGGGGUCCUGGGCUCCAGGCUCUCCGGUCUGGGCAAAGCUUCAUCGGACUGGGCUUGCAGAUUGUUUCCGGCCAUCCUGGGAUGCCGGCUCUCGUUUGCCGGGGCCGUGGCACUGGCGCUGGCCCCCGCGCCCUCCUCCUUCUGGGGAGCCUCACUGGAGGUGCUGCGCUCCUCAUUCUCAGAGGAACUAGUGAUGGUUGCUGAGUUGAGGUGGGGCUUUGAGAUGGAGGGCCUGGGCUGCUCCCGGAGGUGUGCCCAGAAGCAGGGCAAGGGACGGGGCUGGACAGCGUUCCACUGGGGCUGGUACUGGAGCCGCAGAAGGGAGAAGAGAGAGGCAAAGACUGGGGCAAAGAGGGGCCUCCAGCACUGGUGCUCAGGGUGGAUGUGGGGCUGUCUGAGCAGGGGGAGGCUGUGCUACAGAUUUGCUCGUGAGGUUCCACCCUCGGCUGUGGACUGCCCGAUUGGUGGGCGUCCACAGGUCAGCCCGGCCCCAGCUGCACGCUUCCUGGCCGCUCAGACAGAGGCUUUCCAGUCCCCCGACUGGGGCGGACGCACUCGGUUGAUCUGUCUUGCCACGGCACGAGGCAAAGACAAGAGGUUCUCUCGCACUGGAAGAGCCAUCCACAUACUCCAGCUUCCUUACCCGUCCUUUGGCCACAGCAAAGAGGCAGGAGGGAGAGGGAGGGAGAGCAUGCACGGUGGGAGGGAGGGAUUGGGGGGGGUGGAGAAAGGGAGGGAUAUGAAAGAAAGGGGCGAUAACGAGCAACACCGACGACGUAUAAAUUCUGAAGACUGCCGCCUAGAGGGGUUAUUCUUUGAAAUGACGGCCGACCGGAUGGUCCAGCAGCUGCCGGACGCUGUGGAGGAGGGGUGGUAAUGGCUGGCGGGUAAAGAUUUACAGCUGAGGUGUUCCUGUACAGCAAAGGAGAUUUUCCACUCAGAGCCAUAUUUCUUUGUCACAUGGAAAUUCAAAACGUUGUCACCUCUUGUAAAUGUUUCUUCACAAUAAACUGAAUUUGAACUUUGAUUUGUGAAUCUCGUGAUUAAAUUUCAUCAGAACAGAUGGUUAUUCUAAAUGUUCAAAUGCUGUCCUGAGGCACAGACUAAAAGUUGUCUUUUUUUUUCUGGUUGAAUUUGAUCCUUUAAAACGUCCAUUUUGAAAUGUUCUGCAUUUCAAUGAUCAAACAUGGAAAUACUCAAAACGGUUUUAUUGGUUUAGUCAAAAUGUAAAAUCUAAAAUUACACUGGAAUUAAGUUCAUGCACUAAAACCUGAUAUCAAAAUGGGUUUCUGCAGGAAAAAAAAAAACUUUCAACUCUGACCACAAUUGCUUAGUCGCAUUUCAAUAUAAAACCAGCAUCACACGGGGCCCUCUAUCCAUUAAACCCUAAUAAAACACUAUGGACUCCAAUUUAAACUAAUGCUCAGUUUGAAGGAGAGGACUGAACCAAACACUCAGGGACCUGCUUCUAUGAUGUGCAGAGACGGUGAUGGCGUGCUAUUAAGAAACAAGUGUGUUAUUUGUCAAACUCCAGUUUGUUCUGCACUGCUCCACCGUGAAGCGCCUGGAAACCUGAAGCAGAAAUCAGGCGAGGAUCCGGGCCACAUAAAUGAGGAAAGCAAAAGGAAUGUGCGUCUAUUCGUCCGUCUUUUCCUCGUUCUGGUAAUGCCUGUACUCUGGCUUCAGCUCCCAGGUGUUCUUGUGUGUUCCUUUCACGUUGUAGAUGCCGAUAUCACGCAAGAUUUCCUUCAAGUAAAUCACAGGCUGCUUGGUGAUAUCCACCAGGUCUUUGAUGUUGUAGUACUGGUGCUUCUCAAAGGCAGAAAACAGCAUAUCCAAAACCUGCUGUUUGGUGGCUCUGGCCCUCUUGCCCUCCUCCUUCUUCCUCUUCUCGUACUCGCGGUUGUAGUCGUGGAUGGCCACCGGUUUGUAAUUGCUGGUGACGGGUUUGGACAGCUGCUGUGACAGCCGGACUGGCUUGGAGGACUCUUCGAUCUGUAACCUUUUCAGCUUCAUGUAGCUCUCACUGACGGCAGGCCGGCACUCUGCUCUCUGCACCACCAUGCCCUCCAGGGCUAGUUUAUCAGAGGAGCUCUCUGUGAAGACCGCCAGCAUCUGACCUCCCACCGUCUGCAUGGUGAAGGGGUGCUCGCGGGGCGCCGACACCGUCUUAUCCUCGAUACCUUCAAUCACGGUCAGCUCCUCGUUCAGGGUAAAGGAAACCUCUGCUUUUCCUUGGUUUCCUUUCUUGCAGAUUCUGAGUUUCCCGACUUCCCCUCUGCCCGACGCUUUCGCCCAUUGUUGAGAGAGGUAUUUUGGCACCUUAACGAGCCACACUCCCGUGUUCUGCUUGGCACCGGUUAAAUCAACUUCACCUUUUUCUGACAUCUUUUAAAACGAUGCUAACUUCGCGAUUCAACCGCCUUACGGGUGCACGUAGGAGAAACGCGAAGGUACGGCAAGGCGAGGGGUCAAUUCCA
Menidia menidia (Atlantic silverside) is the source of this 2515-nucleotide messenger RNA. Lineage: Eukaryota; Metazoa; Chordata; Actinopteri; Atheriniformes; Atherinopsidae. The record is from the annotation of a GenBank genome assembly.